AAGAGUUUCCGCCCAAAAUUUCGUUAAAAGCUUGGAAGAGAAGAAGAGAGAGAAGAGAGAGACCGUUACCGGCUUAUGCGUUUCGUAAGACACGCAGGCAAACACGGCCUUAGCCUCACAAGUUCUUCUUUUACUUUGUCAAUUUGUCAGACCUCCCAAAAGCUUUAGCUUUGCUCUUUGAUCUCUUUCAUUGCCUUUUCACAAGAAUUUGGAGAGAGAUUGGAUCUCAUUAUUAUUCUUUUCCUUUACACGCCAUUUUCACGCGGUGAUCUCUAAACAGUGAUUUGGGUUUUUACCAAGUAAUAUGAUGGAGAAGGCUGACUCUGGGCAGAAGCUAUACACACGAAUGCGGCUAUGGGAGUUUCCGGAUCAGUAUGUGAUUGAGCCCACUGAUGGCUCUCAUGGUUCCUCUUUGGCAGUUAGUAGGGUUGAUGGGUCUAUGCAACUCAUUGAGAAGCUUCCAGAUUCAAACUCUGUUCGGGUUCCUAAAAUUCGAACUAUUUUUGGUGUCGUUGGAAUUCUAAAGCUUUUGGCAGGAUCAUAUUUGAUGGUUAUAACAGACCGUGAAUGUGUCGGUUCUUACUUGGGGCAUCCUAUCUUUAAAGUUUCAUCGUUGAAGGUUUUCCCCUGUGACCACUCUUUAAAGAAUUCCCCUACAGAACAGAAAAAGAUGGAGACUGAGUUUUCUGGGCUGCUAAAUAUAGCAGAGAGGACUCCUGGUCUUUAUUUCUCAUAUGAGACCAAUUUAACGCUGAGUGCACAGCGAUUGCAUGAUUUAGGUGAUGAAUCCAAAUUGCUUCCACUUUGGAGACAGGCAGAGCCUAGAUUUCUCUGGAACAAUUAUAUGUUGGAAGGGCUUAUAGAUAGUAAGCUUGACCCGUAUCUGCUUCCUAUUGUUCAAGGGAGCUUUCAUCACUUUCAAGCAGCCAUUGGAAAAGAUAUUAUUGAUGUUACUCUGAUUGCUAGGAGAUGCACUAGGAGAAAUGGCACUCGAAUGUGGAGAAGAGGAGCUGAUUCUGAUGGGUAUGUAGCAAAUUUUGUGGAAACUGAGCAGAUUAUGCACUUGAAUGGGUUUACGGCAUCAUUUGUCCAGGUUAGGGGGUCAAUUCCGUUGCUUUGGGAGCAAAUUGUUGAUUUAACAUAUAAGCCUAAGUUUGAACUUGUGCAACUUGAGGAAUCUCCCCGAGUGGCCGAGCGGCAUUUUCUGGAUUUAAGAAAAAAGUAUGGGGCUGUGUUAGCUGUUGAUCUUGUGAACACGCAUGGAGGUGAAGGACGCUUGAGUGAGAAAUUUGCAAAUGCAAUGCAGCAUAUUGUUAGUGAUGAUCUAAGAUAUUGGCACUUCGAUUUUCAUCAUAUCUGUGGGCACGUCCAUUUUGAGCGCCUCUCGAUCCUUUAUGAACAAAUUGUAGAUUUCCUCGACAGGAAUGGGUAUCUUCUAUUGAAUGAAAAGGGUGAGAAAAUGAAGGAGCAACUAGGAGUUGUAAGGACCAAUUGCAUUGAUUGCUUAGAUCGUACAAAUGUUACCCAGAGCAUGAUAGCCCGAAAUAUGUUGGAAUGCCAACUUAGAAGGCUUGGGAUUUUUGCUGCUGAAGAAACUAUUAGCUCACAUCCCAAUUUAGACGAAUGCUUUAAAAUCCUGUGGGCUAAUCAUGGGGAUGAUAUAAGCAUCCAGUAUUCUGGCACUGCUGCUUUGAAAGGGGAUUUUGUAAGAUGUGGGAAGCGAACAAUGCAAGGGAUUGCUAAGGAUGGAAUCAAUGCCCUUCUACGCUAUUAUUUCAAUAACUUUGUUGAUGGAACCAAACAGGAUGCAAUUGACCUCCUGCAAGGACAUUACAUUGUCUCUGUCAGCAGAGAUAUGACACCAUCAUCUCAAAAGGGAGGACUUGAGGCUGUUGCUUCAUUUCCACUGGCUUUAUCAUUCGUUUUGACAGGGUUCUUUUUCGCAACAUUGUCAUUGAGGCAAGUAAGGUACGAUCUACGGCACUUGUUCUUCUCAGUGAUAUGGGCUGGUCUAAGUGUUGCUAUAGCUGCAUUUGUGAGGGCCAAUGGGCGUAUCUUCUGCAAUAGACCCCGUCUACACAAGCCUCGGUGUUGAUUCUGGGUUCAGAAUGCUAUGGUUAAUUCAAUUUCCUGUGAAGCAUUUCCUGUUUGCUUCACAGUACCUGAUUCUUUGAUUUGUAGUCCACAUAGUCUUGAAUUUUUUUAUUAUCAAUUAUACGUGAAGGUUAAUACCACAUGUAAACACCUGCUGCGUUGGUAGUGCCUUCUUAUCAUCAUUCCUUUCUGUGUAAAUGCUUGCACUUUGUUCAAGCUUUUCAGGUGGUGUUAUCAUGGAUGUGGUUUUUGUCA
Messenger RNA from Prunus avium (sweet cherry), 2349 nucleotides. Its product is annotated as phosphoinositide phosphatase SAC6. NCBI's taxonomy places the organism in Eukaryota, Viridiplantae, Streptophyta, Magnoliopsida, Rosales, Rosaceae. Gene Ontology annotation, molecular function: phosphatidylinositol-4-phosphate phosphatase activity. Gene Ontology annotation, cellular component: endoplasmic reticulum. Gene Ontology annotation, biological process: phosphatidylinositol dephosphorylation. The record is from RefSeq and is a predicted model, not a curated record.